This is a messenger RNA of Radiomyces spectabilis, 579 nucleotides long. RefSeq names its product glycogenin 1, isoform CRA_c. The transcript is spliced from 2 exons. Lineage: Eukaryota; Fungi; Mucoromycota; Mucoromycetes; Mucorales; Radiomycetaceae. Bases 1 to 579 code for a protein of 192 amino acids. The record is from RefSeq and is a predicted model, not a curated record. Gene Ontology annotation, cellular component: cytoplasm. Gene Ontology annotation, molecular function: glycosyltransferase activity.
AUGGAGGCUUAUGUCACGCUUCUAACGUCGGACGCUUAUGCUUCUGGCGUUCUCGUACUUGCUCAUCGUUUGCGCGAUCUCGGUUCGAAAAAGGACAUUGCGUGUCUCGUCACACCGCAAGUGUCUGAGCGUAUCCGUCGCUAUCUGGAAACCGUGGUGACCGUCAUUGCCGUCGAUAUGAUACGGUCAUAUGAUGAAGCCAAUCUAAAGAUUCUCGGUCGCCCCGAGCUCGAUGUCACCUUUACCAAAAUCCAUGUGUGGCAACUCCAUCAGUACACCAAAAUCGUCUUUCUCGACGCCGACACCUUGCCUAUGCGCAACGUCGACGAACUGUUUGAAAGACCGGAUUUUUCCGCCGCCCCCGACGCAGGAUGGCCAGAUUGUUUCAAUUCAGGUGUCUUUGUUACUGCCCCUUCAGAUUCCGUUUAUCAAGAUUUGCUCACACUGGCCAAAGAAAAAGGAUCCUUUGACGGCGGUGAUCAAGGACUUUUAAACACAUACUUUAGUUCCUGGCCUAGUUCAUCUGCUCAUCGGUUACCUUUUAUCUUCAAUACGACACCGACAACGCAAUACAGGUAA